Molecule: messenger RNA, 1191 nt
Organism: Maylandia zebra (zebra mbuna)
Lineage: Eukaryota; Metazoa; Chordata; Actinopteri; Cichliformes; Cichlidae
Gene: dnajc9
Product: DnaJ (Hsp40) homolog, subfamily C, member 9
Cellular component (GO): nucleus; cytoplasm
Molecular function (GO): heat shock protein binding
Source: RefSeq, a predicted model, not a curated record
GCAAGCGCGUCGAUGCACGCAGUGGUCUCUGUGACAGGCUAGCGCGCCAAAUUGAUGUUACCGACAACAGAAAACAAAUUAAUGCUUAGCUAGCCACAAAACUACCCAGUACACGUCGCGGAGAGUCUUAGGACGAAAUUGUUUUCCUGUCAAAGCUCAGACUGAGGCACCUGGUCCGCUGUCAGGAUGGGUCUGCUCGAGCGUUGCCAGGAGCUUUUUAAGACCUCAAACUUGUAUGAGGUUCUGGGAAUCAACAAAGAGGCGACAGAGGCUGAGAUCCGGAGGAGCUACUACAAAGUGUCGCUGAAAGUCCAUCCAGACCGGGCUCCUGACGACCCGCUGGCCACAGAGAAAUUUCAGGUGUUGGGAAAGCUGUACGCGGUGCUGAGCGAUAAGGAGCAGAAGGCUAUUUACGAUGAGCAGGGAGUGGUGGAUGAAGAGUCUGACGUCCUGAAGCAAGACCGCUGUUGGGAAGACUAUUGGAGACUGCUUUUCCCAAAGAUCACAGUCCAGGACAUACUUGAGUUUGAGAAGACGUACAAGGGCUCUGACGAGGAGCGACAGGAUGUGAUCAAGCUUUACUUACAGCACGAGGGAGAUAUGGACGCCAUCACCGCCUCAGCUCUGUGCUGCUCCCAAGAAGAUGAGCCCAGGCUGUGCAGCAUGAUCCAAGAUGCCAUCGAUAGUGGCGAAGUAACAGCCUUCCCAGCUUUUACUCAUGAGACCGAGAAGAAGAAAAGGGCCCGGAGGAAGAGGGCUGAUAGAGAGCGCCAAGAAGCAGAGGAAAUGCAGAAAAAGAUGGGGCUGGACGACCAGGAUGACAGUCUUGUGAUGAUGCUUAAGCAACGACAGCAGUCCAGAGAGCAAAAUUUUAACAGUUUCCUGUCUGACCUGGAAGCAAAAUACUCCAAGAAAAGUGCCCCAAAACCCCAAAAAGGAAAAAAAGCAAAAAAGUAAAAUGUUCUAAUAUUAGUAGAUACAAUGUAUGUAAGUUCUGGAAGAUAACCACAUUCACAAAACAAACAACUUUGGAAGAACAUUCAUAUACACAGUUGUACAGCUGCAUUCUGUAAUCAUUGAAAUGAUCAGCCUCAGUAGCUUUUAUGUGACGCUGUAUUUUGUCUCAUUUGUUUUUUCUGUUAAUCUUAAAAAAUAAAAAAAAGACCCAAAAAACCCAAAUAAAUCCAGUUA